CAUUACAGAUAGUCAAAGACCUCACUCCGACUUUCAAAGAACUAGCACUAGCAGUAGAAGACAUUUUUGCUAGUUUCCAAGAGCGUAAAUGUCCUAAUCAGAAAGGUUCCAAUUGUGGAAUCCUAUUUGACAAAGUGAUAAACUGUGAAACAUGCCAAGAAGAAUUUCAGAUGUGUGUUGGGGGUACAAACAAAUGGUGUACCGGUAAGUAACCUGUCAAUAACACAGAAAUAAAUAAUAUUAUUAGCAGAGCUGGUUUAUUCACCUUUAUUGUGGCUGCUGGACCAGUUUUUAUUUUAAUAUUAUUUCUAAUUAGAGAGUCAUUAAAUGCAUGUACUUAAGCUAUGUAAUAAUAUAAUAACCCCAUAUUGGUUUUUUUUUUCAUAGAUUUGGUGAAUUCAUGUCCGAUGUGCCAGUGCAUUAAAGGCAAAUGUUUCGAUGUAAGGACUAAAGAACCCUGCACACCUUGUAAAGGAUACUCAGAGUGCCUUCAAGAAAUAUUGCCGUGUGGGACUCGGGAAAUUCAAGUUGAAGAAGAAGCCGACUUGAAUUUUGAUUGCAGCGUUAAAUUUCAUUACGGCAUCCGGGAUGAAAUGGAAUACGUUCUUGAAAAGAAAAAUGGCUCAACAAUGGUUCCUAUACAAACAUUCUCCCAGCCGACAUAUGUUAAAUAUUUAGCCGACUUUAGUGAUGUUGGCAUUUAUUCCUGCACUGCACGAUCAAGAACAACGAGGUUUCCAAUCAGCACAGUUGAUUUUAACGUAAAAGUGAUAAAAGGCGCAACAAGACCUCUGGAAAUCAGUCAAGGAACACUGCCACCAAUUCAAGAUAUUCCAGAUAUUCCAGAUGUAGACUGGACAUUAGUUAUAGCAGUGGCCAUUCUUAUUGUUAGCAUUUUCCUGGUUAUAGGUGUAAUAGUCGGCUUGAUUUUUUAUAUCAGAUGGGAUAGUAAAACAUACUUGGAUUAUGACGUGGAACAGCAGAAAAUUGCAGAAAAAGACAUGUUGAGAUUGACAUCGUUAAAUAUAAUGAAAACAGUGAAGACUCCUACUGAAGAUGGGUUUUCACCGGCAGUUGUUAGGGAGAAUUUAGAGAUUAUAACUGAGAAAUAAGAAUGUUAAUUAAGGAACAAUCUGAGAAGACAGAAUAAUGAGGACACCUACUUUAUAUCUACAAUCAAGCAAUUGACUCCAGGCAUUAAACUCUUCAUUCUUCUCAGUCUCGAAGAUAUUCGAUUCUUAGAACUACUAUGAUGUGGAAACCUCGUGUGACAUCACUGCCAACAGAAUUCAAUCUUUAUCUUUCAUCAAAGAUCUGUUUUUUGUUUUUUUUAAAUAUUGGUUCCCAUAUGAUAUA
Messenger RNA from Xenopus laevis (African clawed frog), 1356 nucleotides. RefSeq lists its product as uncharacterized. The coding region runs from base 408 to 1112 and encodes 234 amino acids. Lineage: Eukaryota; Metazoa; Chordata; Amphibia; Anura; Pipidae. The transcript is spliced from 9 exons. The record is from RefSeq and is a predicted model, not a curated record.